Messenger RNA from Notodromas monacha, 1241 nucleotides. The record is from the annotation of a GenBank genome assembly. Lineage: Eukaryota; Metazoa; Arthropoda; Ostracoda; Podocopida; Cyprididae.
GAUGACUUUGUUGACCCAAUUGGUGGAGGAGAAGUCACGAACGGAGUAAGGGUCACGUUCGGAAUCUCAGCUGGAAGUGCAGUCGUAAGAGAAGAACCCAAGCCAGCUGAUGGAACUGUCCCUGUGACUCUGGGAGACAGAGACGUCCUUGAAAAAAUCCAAGGCGCCAAGGGUUCUGGUGUAGCAGUUGUAGCAGUUGUAGCAGUCUGGUGUAGCUGUUCUGGUGUAGUAGUUGUAGAAGACGGAGCAGCACUGUGCACACUGGCCUGGGGAGGAUCCUCAGUGGAUGUUGACACUUCCAUUUUUGUUUCAGGAACCAAGAAUGGAGAAAAGAAUAGCGUUUUGAACCAGAAAUCAAACGCUGUUCUGACUGGAACAGCAUGUCCACCAAGCAUCAGUGGAUACAAUGGUACAUUGGACCCAAAUGCAGUCUCAUGUCUGUUGGCUGUUCCAGACAAAUCUUCUAAUCUUUGCUUAACGGAUUCUUUGAAUGCUUAUGGAUCAGCCAUAGUGGCACGCGGGACAAAUGGAAUUGAUUACUUGGUAGCCCUUGCCAGAAAGUACUCUUGCAACCGUUCUUCAACCCCAAAAUCCACAACUGUUUUUGGUUCGUCAUUUGCCUACCCAAGCCACAAGGAUCAAGUUUGUAGCCAGCCUGGUGUGAUGUGUGAAGAUGCAUCCCCAACAACCACCACCACCACCACUGCUACCACCACUACUACAGCUGCCCCCAUGUCUACCAGCACCAGUGUGAAGACCACUGGAACCACUACCACACAGCGCCAGUCUCAACAGGAAAUUGGAAAUCAAAGUUUCUUCAGACUGCUCCACAUCUUUCAGCAACUGAUGAAACAAUGUUGAAAUCCCUGUUUGAAAAUGAUGAAAGACGUUGAUUCAAACCAAUAAUGUGCCUUGUUUGAACAUUACCAUCCCAAGUGGGGAGCUAUUCUUUGUGUGACCCCAGAAAUGGUGCACACUGGGGUCACAACUGGUGCAUAUGGGAUAUUGUGGGGUUACAAGUGUGCACUCUUGCAGAGGAAAUUUUGCUAUCAUUCCAGGGCUACACUUGGUGCAAAAAUGUGACAUAACAGGAGUAUCACACAAAUGCACCAACUGUAACCUUGGUGUAACUUAUUUUUGUUUACAAAUGUGACCCUGCGUAAUCCUGGUGUGAACACACACAAUUGGUGCACAUUAGGGAUAGGCAUGUGAAACAGAAGAACUUUGGUACACUUCAGGUG